This is a messenger RNA of Ceratosolen solmsi marchali, 543 nucleotides long. Its product is annotated as ATP synthase, coupling factor 6. The transcript has 5 exons. Gene Ontology annotation, cellular component: proton-transporting ATP synthase complex. Lineage: Eukaryota; Metazoa; Arthropoda; Insecta; Hymenoptera; Agaonidae. Bases 115 to 423 code for a protein of 102 amino acids. Gene Ontology annotation, molecular function: proton transmembrane transporter activity. Gene Ontology annotation, biological process: proton motive force-driven ATP synthesis. The record is from RefSeq and is a predicted model, not a curated record.
UACCUUGCCGACCGUGACACCGACACACUCGCGCCAUUGUCUUUUUAUCCACGGAGCAGCAGCUGAUAUAUUUUGAGGACAUUCGGCGAGAGCGAAUCGCUAUUAAAAACUAAAAUGCUGUCGAGACGCAUAGUGGAAUUUAUUCCAAAGCUCUGGAAUCGUAAUUUUGGCGUUUUUGCUCCAGUAUUACAAAAGGCUAUCGAUCCGAUUCAACAAUUAUUCCUUGACAAAAUUAAAGAAUACAAGGCACUAAGCGCAACUGGUAAGAUGAAAAUUCCAGAUGAUCAGAAAGAAUUAAAGUCAGAAGUAGAGAAACUAGUUAAACAGUACGGUGGCAGCGACGGAACCGAUUUGUCCAGUUUUCCCAAAUUUAAUUUCCCAGAUCCCGUCAUUGAAGUAACUCCUUUACAACCCAGUAAAUAGAUCGUCUUGUAUGUAAUGUUUAGAGAUAUUAAAUAAAAGCAUAAAUUCAAUACUUUCUGCUAAAAUAGACAUUUGACAUUUUGAAGAUAUCGAGCAAAAUAUCUUUAACGUUCUUAAUAA